Molecule: messenger RNA, 4925 nt
Organism: Notothenia coriiceps (black rockcod)
Lineage: Eukaryota; Metazoa; Chordata; Actinopteri; Perciformes; Nototheniidae
Gene: grm3
Product: glutamate receptor, metabotropic 3
Exons: 11
Coding region: 245-2917 (890 amino acids)
Biological process (GO): G protein-coupled receptor signaling pathway
Cellular component (GO): membrane
Molecular function (GO): G protein-coupled receptor activity
Source: RefSeq, a predicted model, not a curated record
CAAGCAGGACUGAUGUCCAGAUGGUGUGCCCCUCCAUGUGUGGUCCAGUUCAGCGCUCCCUGACCGUUUCAUGGGCCACAAACCGACCCAAGCAUCCACGGCCUCAGCUUCACUCAGCCCCACCGCGCACCAACCGUAACCCCUCACCCCUAACCUUCACCUUCAGGCCCCCGCCUCCUGCUGCCUCGCUCUCUGUCAAACCUCUCCUCACCUGUUGACAAUCCUAGCCCGCCUUGAGCCCAACAUGGUGGCCUGCAUCCCCGCUCUAAUUUUGGUCAUGAUGAUUCGGGGGGUCUUGCUUUCUGUCGGUGACCCACCUUCGUCUCGCCGGGAGAUCCGCAUCGAGGGAGAUCUGGUGCUCGGCGGUCUGUUCCCGGUGCACGAGAAAGGUGCUGGGAUGGAGGAGUGUGGGCGUGUAAAUGAAGACAGGGGGAUCCAGAGACUGGAGGCCAUGCUGUUUGCCAUCGACAAAAUCAAUAACGACGAGACAUUGUUGCCUGGGGUAUCUCUCGGGGUUCACAUCCUGGACACUUGCUCCAGAGAUACCUAUGCACUCGAGCAGGCUCUGGAGUUUGUAAGAGCGUCCCUCACAAAGGUGGACGACACAGAGUUCAUCUGUCCAGACGGAUCCUACGCUCUGCAGGACGACAGCCCGCUCGCCAUCGCUGCAGUCAUAGGUGGUUCCUUCAGCAGCGUUUCAAUACAGGUUGCCAAUCUCCUCAGGCUGUUUCAGAUUCCUCAGAUAAGCUAUGCUUCGACCAGUGCCAAGCUCAGCGAUAAGACUCGCUACGAUUACUUUGCCCGCACGGUGCCCCCCGACUUCUACCAGGCCAAAGCCAUGGCCGAGAUCCUUCGCUUCUUCAACUGGACGUACGUGUCCACUGUGGCAUCCGAGGGUGAUUACGGUGAAACUGGCAUAGAGGCCUUUGAACAAGAGGCACGCAUGAGGAACAUUUGUAUCGCCACUUCAGAGAAGGUGGGGCGUUCUAACGCCAAGAAGUCCUAUGAAGCUGUGAUCCGACAGCUCCUCCAGAAGCCAAAUGCCCGUGUUGCCGUCCUCUUCCUGCGCAGUGACGAUGCCAGAGAGCUGCUGGCAGCGGCUGCCAGGCUCAACACCUCCUUCAUCUGGGUAGCCAGCGAUGGCUGGGGUGCCCAGGAAAGCAUUGUCAAGGGAAAUGAGGUCACUGCUGAAGGAGCCAUCACACUUGAACUGGCAGCCAAUCCCUUGCCAGAAUUCAACCGCUACUUUCUCAGCCUGGACCCUGUCAAAAACCUUCGUAAUCCCUGGUACAGGGAAUUCUGGGAGCAGCGGUUCCAGUGCUCCUUGGGUGGUGGAGCAGCAGGAGGGGGAAGUGUUGGACUGGGAGGGACAUCUCUCCCGCCGUGCGACAUGGACUUGUCAAUGGACAAGAGUAACUUUGAGCCAGAGUCCAAGAUCAUGUUUGUUGUGAACGCUGUUUACGCCAUGGCUCAUGCCCUCCAUCAAAUGCAACGGAGCCUCUGCUCGAACACCAACGAGCUGUGCGACAGCAUGAAGGCACUUGAUGGGCGCAGACUCUACAGGGAUUACAUCCUGAAUGUCAGCUUCACAGCCCCUUUCUCUCCUCCUGGCAGUGAAACGGCAGUGAAAUUUGAUUCCCAGGGGGACGGCGUGGGCCGAUACAACAUCUUCAGCUACCAGCGCUCUGUCGAUCGUUACGGUUACGUGCCGGUAGGUGACUGGGCAGAGAGUCUGACUUUGAGCAACGAUCUGAUUCACUGGCCAAGAGAAGUGGUGCCCACCUCGCAGUGCAGCGAUCCCUGUGAACGCAAUGAGAUGAAGAAAAUGCAGGCAGGUGAGUACUGCUGCUGGAUCUGCACAUCCUGUGAGCCUCAUGAAUACCUGGCUGAUGAAUUCACCUGCUCGCCCUGUGCCCCUGGCCAGUGGCCCACUGAAGACCUGACGGCCUGUUACGACCUGCCUGAGGACUACAUCAUGUGGGAAGAUGCCUGGGCCAUUGGUCCAAUUACCAUCGCCUGUGUAGGGUUCUUGUGCACUGGUCUUGUGUUCUGGGUGUUCAUCCGACACAAUCACCCACCGCUGGUGAAGGCUUCAGGCAUAGAGCUGUGUUACAUCCUCCUCUCAGGAGUCUUCAUGUCCUACGCCAUGACAUUCCUCUUCUUGGCCAAACCUUCUCCUGCCAUCUGUGCCCUCCGGCGCCUAGGCCUGGGCACGUCGUUCGCUGUCUGCUACUCCGCCCUCCUCACCAAAACCAACAGAAUAGCCAGGAUUUUUAACGGCGUGAAAGACGGAGCGGGGGCAGUGAGACCACGCUUCAUUAGCCCGUCCUCUCAGGUGUUCAUCUGUCUAAGUUUAAUAUCCGUCCAGUUAGUGAUGGUGUCAGUUUGGCUGCUGCUGGAAGUCCCCGGGACACGGCGUUUCACGCAACCGGAGCGACGACAGACUGUCAUCCUCAAGUGUAACAUGCGCGACUCCAGCAUGCUGCUGUCACUGGGAUACGAUGUGCUCCUGGUCAUCCUGUGUACUGUGUAUGCUUUCAAGACCAGGAAGUGCCCUGAGAACUUCAACGAGGCAAAGUUCAUUGGAUUCACCAUGUACACCACCUGUAUAAUAUGGCUGGCUUUUCUUCCCAUCUUCUAUGUUACAUCCAGCGACUACAGGGUUCAGACCACUACCAUGUGUAUCUCAGUGAGCCUGAGUGGCUUUGUGGUCCUGGGCUGCAUGUUUGCUCCCAAGGUCCAUAUCAUCAUGUUCCAGCCCCAGAAGAAUGUGGCCAGCCACAGGCUCAACCUCAAUCGCUUCAGUGUCAGUGGGGCUGCCACCACAUACGCAUCUCAUGCUUCUGUCGGCGCCCACCCCGUCCCAACAGUGUGCAAUGGGAGAGAAAUUGUCGACUCCACUACUUCCUCUCUGUGACCACAUCCUAUCCUCUCUAAAUCAGCCCCUGCGACUGUUAGCCAAUCCAUGAACAUUGAUCCCCUUGACCGGCAUUCCCCUCCCCAUUCACACACACUACAUACACUCAAAACUCACACAUGUACACGCACGCACAAAAACACACACACAAACAAAGAAACAACCUUCCUUGUGGACUAGAACAGUAUUGUUUCAAAAAUGUAGAAAAAUGUGUAACUAUAAUUAAAAUAUUUUCUAGGGAUGUACAUGAAAUCAACAUUGUUGUAAGUAGAGAAACAAAAGAACAAAAAAAGUUUUUAGGAGGAAUUUUUGGAGCCUUUGUUUUUGAUAGCUUUGUUAUGAUGCCGUGUAAAUAGACAUGCGCUUAAACAUGGUAGGAGGGUUGUGUGUUCCUCAGUCUGGAUGCACAUGUGUGGCUCCGCUUGCCUCACCUGCAAUAUCCCACAGACUUUUUAUUCUCAUGCUUUUUUGUAGGUCUCAUUGUAAUAACCAAUAAUGUAUGCAUUUCUAUUGUGUAUCUGUACAUUUGUAUAUUAUACUACUGAUGGUUCAAACAGCACAAUGUUGAAAGUUUUGUUCCCCUAAAAUGAAUGUGGACAAAAGCAGAAGCUGGAUGGUAAAGGAUCCACCUAUCAAUUUACACUUACUGGGCCAGAACCCAAUUUUCAGUUUGAUAAAUCAUCUGUUCACGUCUUGAUAGAUUUUCUUUGCAUCCUAGAUCUGUAUAAAGAAACAUUGUGGCUGUUUUUCAGGAAAAAUAUGUUUUGCUUUUGAUACAAUUGUUCAUUUUUCUAUUUCUAACCAUAGAAUCCCUUUACCUAAACGGCCAUAGUUCCAGACAUGUGUUCCCCAAGGCUGCAAUAUUUGCACUCCCACUCUCAAACUGCCUGUUUCUUUAGAGGACUGCUGUAAUGGAUUGCUAUUAGCAACUCAUAACAAGGCUACAAACAAAUGUUAAAUCAAAUGCAUUUAUUUUGUCUCAAAACUGUCAACACAGACAGUGCUACAAAAGUUCUGCCAACAAACAGAAAUUGGUGUCUUACCCAGUAAUUAUGAAUUUGUGCUCAUAUGAUUCAAACACUAAUGAGAGGAAUCUGUCUGCUUUGCCGAACACAUGUUGAAUCUUUCCGACUACAGGGGAGUGGUAGCUUAUGUUUUCGUGCCCUGUAGAUACAGUCUGUGGUGAUGUUUAAAAUAUGGCUAUGUGCCUUAAUGUAUGUUUGGUAGUGUUCAAAGUAGAGGUUGAAAAGUGAUCAGUUUUACAUUACCAACUGCAAAUCCUUGUUUGGUAAAUGUAAAAGUGACCCCAGUAUAUUAUCUGUUUCAGGCCAAAACAAUGCCAGUUAGUUUAUCCCCUAGCGAGCCUUUCGCUAUUGAUUGUUUACCUGAAGUGUUAAAACAGUGAAUCUGAGAAUUGACUUUCUCUACCCCCCUUCUUCUCUAGUCUGUGAUUAAAAAGCAUCAAAUGGACAUUUCUGAUGGACACCCAUCACACUGAUUUAGCAUUUUUCAAAGUUUAGCGGCUCCAGUACAAGAAGAAAGGGGAAGUGAAAAGCUCAUAUACCAUUUUGAUGAAGUCUUUGACUUGUCGACUUAUUGAAGUGUGCAGUUUACAUCUCUGUGUUAAAUGUGUUGACGUUGAGAGGCACAGUGGAGCAGCUGGCUGCGGCAAUCCCAGAGAGGCUCAUGAGAGGAAGCAAAGCACACGAUGUCAGCUGCUGGCUGAUCCAAUCAUCUAACAAAAGGAUGUGAGGGUAGAACUCAUAUGCACAACAUACAUAACACUUAUCAAAACAUCCCAUCAAACUCUGUCUGUGGCUCGAAAUAUGAAAGACUCUCUGAUGGGCACUUAUGAGUUGGUUCAGAUAAAUGACAAAAACAUGAAUUAAGUUUUUAUGAAGUAGAUUCAAUUAGUGGAAUAAUUUAGCACUACAUCAUAAUUGAUUUUAAAGGGUGGGCAAGAAUGUAUUGCAUUUAGUACAUUAUUAAUAAACAGAUUUUAAAUGGA